This is a messenger RNA of Vespula vulgaris, 768 nucleotides long. Its product is annotated as N-acetyltransferase 9-like protein. The transcript is spliced from 6 exons. NCBI's taxonomy places the organism in Eukaryota, Metazoa, Arthropoda, Insecta, Hymenoptera, Vespidae. Gene Ontology annotation, molecular function: N-acetyltransferase activity. Gene Ontology annotation, biological process: protein acetylation. The record is from RefSeq and is a predicted model, not a curated record. Bases 73 to 675 code for a protein of 200 amino acids.
UGACAAGAUAACCUCUUCUCCAUCGCUGUUUCCGAAUAAAUUUAUGACUUUCCUAUAAAUCUUGUAAACAUAAUGAAAAAGAACAAAUCCACUCGUAUUAUCGGUCAAAAUGUGAUUCUAGUUCCGUAUAAGGAAAAACAUGUUACGAGAUAUCACGAAUGGAUGAAAUCACCAGAGUUGCAAUAUCUUACAGCCUCGGAACCAUUAACUUUGGCGGAGGAAUAUGAAAUGCAAAAAGAUUGGCUACUAGAUGAGAAGAAGUGUACCUUCAUCAUUUUAGACAAAUCGAUCUUCGAAUCGACAGGGGAUGAAAUCGCUGCUAUGAUAGGUGAUACUAAUUUGUUCUUUAAUGAUAUGGAAUGUAAAUAUACGGCGGAAGCUGAAAUCAUGAUAGCAGAAAAAGAAUAUAGACAUAAAAGAAGAGGAUGGGAAGCUAUAUUACUUAUGCUUCGUUACGGUAUAGAUGUCUUAAAUGUAAAAAGAUAUCGAGUUAAAAUAAUGAUUGUUAAUGAAAAGAGUAUAAAUAUGUUUCGAAAGUUGAACUUUCACGAGGUCGAAAGAAGUGAGAUAUUUCAAGAAAUUACUAUGGAAAAUAAUAUAAAUCAAGAAUGGAAAGAUUGGCUGUAUUUAGAAACAAUGAAUUCUGUCAUGGAUGAAUGUUACAAUAUAAAAUGAUAUAAAUUGUAAUUACGGUUAUAUAUCUUUGCGUUGCACAUUGUGUUUUAUAAUAAUUGAACGUAAAAUAAAUGCAAUAUUAUAUUUAUUAAA